CUCUCUCCUCUCUCUCUCUCUCUCUCUCUCUGAAACCCUAAAAUGGUAGGGUUUCGCUUGCGUUCUCGACCGAAUUUGAUCUAAUACGCUUCGACUCCUCUAUCCGAUUUCAUCCGUUCAGCUCCUUUGCCAAAUGAUCUCUCCUACGUCGCACUUCUCUCGGUCGGCCGCGACGGACUGUAGCUAGCUCCAGAAGGAUCCUUUCAGCUGAUAUUCACCUGAAAAUAAAAAGAGGGUGUGCUAUCAUUGUCAGACGGAGAUAUUAUUCUGUUAGGUUUUUGAGAUGGAAACUGUUAUAGAGGAGUGCAAUUGCGAAAGAAGUGAGCCUGUUCCGCUUUCUAUGUCUAGUCGGUCGCUUAUUGAAUCAAGAUCUAUUGAGAUUCGUGGUGCUGAUGACAAGCAAGAGGCAGGCAAAUGUUCACAUUUUUCUAUUCGCGGAUAUGUUGCUGAGAUCCGUAAAAGGGAUUGGAAGGUUUCUUGGCCAUUUUCUACACCUGAUGACUCGGAUGAGCAUGCAAACUGGUUGCCUCCUCUACACGUAAAUGAAUUCAGAUGGUGGCGUUGCCAAAACUGCCUGCGAACGACUGGUGCUACCUGCACUGCUAGAGAACUUGGAGCAGUCGUGAAUUAUCUUAGCAAUCAAGUCGGAGUUGACAGCAUUUGUUUUCAAGAGAAUGCUGUCACUGCUUCUCAUGAUGGUGCACUGAUGCCGUUGUCUGGUUUUCAACAACUAUCUGAAAUCAACAUUUCUGAAGGAAGAAAAGUUAACGAGGAUACGUGUAUUAAUGCGAGUAGUGGUGAAUCUCGCCAGCUAAUAUGUAGUGAUGGGAAAGUAAAGGAAAGGAUCACUUUGCAUCCGCUGGGAGAAGAUAUCCAAGCAUCUAGCAAUGGUAGUGGCAGUGGUGAAGAAAAUGUGAACCAGAUAACUCAACAAACAGCUUGUGGUAGAACAAUAUUCAAACCAUGUCAUGAAGGAGAAAGGACAACAACACAGACAAGUAAAUCUUCAGUUGAUUUUAAAAAAGACAAUCUUCAGCAUAACAUAAUAUCACAUGUUAAGCCGGUUUUUCAUGAUAUUAAUACUUCAGAUGCAAUUACUGUCGAAGUGAAAGGAAAUGAGUUGAGUGGGUGCAGUAAAAAAGGCUUCGCAAGGGGUGAAGUUUCUGAUGCUGGGCUUGAUAUUGAGAUCCCUUUAUUCACGGGUAGUGGUGGCACUGGAUCUAGUCACAAGGAUGAUCUAGGGCUUAGCAGGAGCAAUUUAGUCAAGAUGAAGGAACAACAUCAGAAAGUAAUGGAAUGUUUUGGGUUUCCCAAGGAAGUAGAAAUUGGUACUCAAAAUGACGGAUCUGUAAAUGCUGUCGAGGGUCCUAGAAGUGAGCUCAAUUCCAUGGCAUUAGACGAGAGUGACUAUGAAAUUUCCAAAGAUAAUGAGAAUACGAUCACCAGCGAAACUCAUGAUCAACACAGUGAGAGUCAACUUGGUACUUCAAAUGAAGUUUUACAAAGGAUAAAAUCUCGGAAGGUGCGCUUGUUAACUGAUAUCAUAAAAAGUGAGGUGUCAGUCGUAUCUGGAAAAAACCGUAGUUCCAACAGGGAUAAGGAAGCAACUCACACUGACACAGCAGCUGGCCAAUCUAAAACAGCACCAGAUGCAUCCAAAGAUGUAGAUCUACAUCCUGGUCUUGGAAAUCAUAUGUCUAUCCGAGAAAAUGAUUUGAAGACUAUCGUAGGUAAGAAGCGAACCAAGACGCAUCGAGUUGAAGGUAAGAGGACUUCCCUGAUGACUUGGCUAAAGGAUGUGGCUGGAAAAGUUAAGGUUCAUAAAGGAUAUGCUGAAAAGAAACACAACAACAGUGCAAUUGUUAAUUCUAAAUCAACACCAGAUGCAUCUACAAGGAUUGGUCUGCAUUCUGAUCUUGAAAGUUCCAUGUCUUCACCAAGAAAAGACGCAAAGGUUAUUUUGGGUAAGAAGCAAAAGAAGAAGACCCAAGUUGGAGAUGGGCAGUCUUUAAUGACUUGGAAAAAUGGGGUGUCUCGGAAAAUUAAGAAAAUUACUGAAAAUGUGGAGACCGAGCACAUUGGCGCAGAAAUUCGUGAUUCUAAAUCAGAACAGGAUGCUGUUUUUGGCAGAGGUCCCCAUCAAGGUGGUCUCAAAGGUCAUGGUCCUGCCUUUAGAAAGGCUAUUAUGAAUAAGAAGCGAAAUAAGAGCCCUCGAGUUGAAGAUGGGAAACCUUCCCUAAAACGCCGGCCAAAGGAUUCCUCUGUUGCACCCAAUUACAAGACCAUUCCUGAUUUGGCAAGGCAUAAGAAAGCUUCAAAGAAACAGGAUGCUCGAAGAACAAACAAGAUGCCUGAACAAGAAACCUUAGACGACAUCCCAAUGGAUAUUGUCGAACUCAUGGCGAAAAAUCAGCAUGAAAGAUGUCUGUUAAAUGCCGAAGAUGCUGCUGAGAGCAGGUAUAAAAUGUCAGAAGCAACCGCAGGCAUGAAGGGCAGUGCCAAUGCAAUGGAUUCUAUUGAAGUACUUGGGAAAGAGGUACAGAACUUGCUUCAUGAGAAAACUUAUUCCAUACAAAAACCUCCGCCUAAUAAUGCUGGUGGUGGCAUGUGUAUUACUCGCACGAAUGGGCACCCUCCUGAUAUCACUGGAAAUUACAGCAGUGGCCAUUUGAAUUUCAACCAAGUGGAACAAUCUCAUGCCUCUACAAAAUUUUCAGCAGUUUCACAUUUUCAAGAAAAGCCUUCAAGCGGAGUUCAUUUUCCGGUUUCUGAUUCUGGUAGAAAUGCUGAUAAAUGGUCUCUUGCUUGUAUGCAAUUCUUAGAAGCAUGCCAUUCUAAUCAAAACAUUUCCCAAGAGAAUAUAUGCAGACCAGCACAUUACAGUGGGUCCCAUGGCAGUGGAUCCUUGAUACCAUCAAAGACCAUGCCUUUUGAUAUUAAUGUUGCUCCCAAGGUUGAUGAAUUGUACGAUGCAGACAUGUUUUCUAAUGCUCCAGAUCUGUUGCCUAGAAGAACUAAGAAUGCAAAUGGCCAUGCGGAUCGUGGCCUGACACCCAUGAACACAGAUCUUGCUCCCCAUCUACAAAAGCGGAAAGGGAAGGUUGUCUCGGACAUGAACAAGGGCGCUCUUCCGGCACAUGCAUUAUCUUGCACAGAGAAAGGAAAUGAGUAUCGUCCAACGAUGAUGGGACCAGUGGAUUUAUACACAAAUGAUGCCAUUCCAGCAAUGCAUUUGCUGAGGCUAAUGGAUCAAGGGGCUUGCUCAAGUACCCCUAUCGAUAUAUCUACGGAUGGAAAGCAAGACACGUUCCUUAAGCAGCAUCAGUUUCCACAAAAUCGCUACCACAACUUCCUUGGUCUGGAGGAUGGAACGUUUGAAGCCACUGAGCCAUUUGAAUUCUUCAAUCAAAAUCACCAGCUGGGAAAUUCAAGCAAGCUUUUCUCCCCACUUCUGAAGUCGGGGGCAUUUGGGCCUUCUGUGCAGGAUGUUGCACAGAAGCCGAAGGAUUAUGGAAGACCCUUUGGGUUUACAGGUGAGUUUUCUGGUAAAGAAAUUUAUUCUUCUCCCAAAACUCAUGGGAAAGAGAAAACAAAAAGCACUCGCACACCAACACAAACUAGAGGCCGCCCGAGAUCGCAUGGGUCUGUUUUGCAAGAUGGGAAUUUGGGUAAAGGUCGUAAGUCUGUUACAGUCCAUCGCACGAAGAAAAGAUUGCUGUCUGCUGCAGAUUCUACACUGCAAUCCAAGAACACUCUGAUAAAUGGACCACUGAUGGCGCAUGUUGGAGUGAUGGCUAACAAGAAGCAUGAAAUAGCUUUAGCUGUGGAAAACAUGAGUACAACUGGGAUCUGUUCUGUUAACAGAAACCCUGCUGAAUUUAGCAUUCCGGGAGUGGACAAUAUGUAUAUGAUUGGAAGUGAAGAUCUAAGGUCUAUGAGUAUGAUUCCACCCAAGGAUGUAUUGCGCCUAACAAAUCCUGAUGGGCAUAAGCGGCGGAGGAUGAUGAAGCUGACUGCUAUACAAGGACGCUGAACUGUUGGCGAUAUGGGGGGCCAUUCUUGGAUCAAAAUGUGAUGGGCCAGCGUCGGCAGGAGUCAUCAAUGAGGUUGUGCUCAACUCGUUUAAAGAAGAGUUACCUCAUAUGCUCUGGCAUGCUGUGAGUUUGAAGCUGUGGAAUACAAAGCUGACCACAUACAAGGACUUCAGAAGCCAGUCUGGUGAAAGUAAAUGGCCACAAUGCCAUUGUCUUGCUUGAGGCUUUUCCCUGAUCUGUCGUGGUGCAGUCCAUUACGAAUUUCAAAUAUGUAGCUCUGCAUGUUCUCCCCUCAGCAACCGGGUCUUGAUGUCACUUACUGGAAGUGACAAGAAGUGGGAGAUAGAGCAGAUGAAGAAAGGUCAGCAAAAAGUAGAUGGUAAGCUAUAUUAAAACUCAUGUGAAUUAGUAAAUACAUAGAUAAUUUCUCUGAAAUACAUGCAAGUUGAAAAUAAGUUUUAUGUUGAAUGUCAGAUUGUGGAAAUAAAUAGAACUGUUGAAAUAUAUUCGUUCGUGAUAUUUGUCACCAUGGGAGUACAACAAUGUCGGCUGUGAUUUGAAGUGAAGCUAUCAAAUGAAUGUCUUUCUGCUGUUU
This is a messenger RNA of Magnolia sinica, 4629 nucleotides long. RefSeq names its product protein EMBRYONIC FLOWER 1. The transcript is spliced from 7 exons. The record is from RefSeq and is a predicted model, not a curated record. Gene Ontology annotation, biological process: negative regulation of DNA-templated transcription; negative regulation of flower development; shoot system development. The coding region runs from base 284 to 4033 and encodes 1249 amino acids. NCBI's taxonomy places the organism in Eukaryota, Viridiplantae, Streptophyta, Magnoliopsida, Magnoliales, Magnoliaceae.